Messenger RNA from Cherax quadricarinatus, 2406 nucleotides. The record is from RefSeq and is a predicted model, not a curated record. Lineage: Eukaryota; Metazoa; Arthropoda; Malacostraca; Decapoda; Parastacidae.
GGGAGUGUGGUGCCAUCUUGCGGCUGAGAAAGACGCAUGCGUCCCCGCCAGCCACUGCGUCGCAGUCUGCCAUAUUGUUUUACCUCGUAGGAUACUCCCCGCUCCACUUUUUCACAAUGGGACGCAAAAAGAAGAAGCAAACGAAGCCGUGGUGUUGGUACUGCAAUCGUGAAUUUGACGAUGAAAAAAUACUAAUACAACAUCAGAAAGCCAAACACUUUAAAUGUCACAUAUGUCACAAGAAGCUAUAUACUGGUCCAGGUUUAUCCAUCCAUUGUAUGCAGGUUCAUAAAGAAACAAUCGACAAAGUACCAAAUGCCCUCCCAAAUAGAAACAACAUAGAAAUAGAAAUAUAUGGAAUGGAAGGUAUACCAGAGGAAGAUUUAAAAGAACAUGAAAGACAACGUGCUGGGAGAAUGGGUCCUGGAGGUCGGCGGCAAGACGAAGAAGACGACGACGACUCUCAAUCUAGUCUCCCUGGGCAGUCAAAUCCACCACCUCCACCUGUGCCUUCUCAAGGACCACCAGGACCUAUGGGUCCCAUGAUGGGUCCCAAUGGACCCAUGAUGCCAAUGAUGGGACAUAUGGGGCCAAUGGGUCAUAUGCCUCCUUAUAUGGGUGGCCCGGGUAUGAUGGCUGGUCCAAUGGGGCAUUUGGGUCCCAUGCCUCCACCUGGUGGCCCUCCUGUCAACAACCCACCCAGUACUUCACAACCACCCAAUAAACCACUCUUCCCAUCUGCGGCACAGUUUGCAUACAAGACUGGACACACUACAACGCUGUGCAGCUUAUUGCACUGGACACAUGGCCAUACCAGUAUCCCUUCCGGCCAUUAUGCGGCCAAACAUGCAACCUAUAAUGACACCUCAACCUAUGGUGUCAGCUGGUGUGCCUACAAUGCCAACAGCCAUGCCCCCCCUCCCAUUAGGAGGUAUGAGACCACCCCUAGGUCUACCACAAGCUCUGCCUGGUCCUGGGCAAAUGGCCCCUGGUUUAGCUGGUCCACCAAUGAUGGGCGCACCCAUUAUGGGAGGGCCGCACAUGAUCCCGCGCUUCAGGUGACCACCGGGUCCCGGUAUGUAGCCAGCAGGUAGGAAGCAACAGGAUGGGCAGCAGCAGGUCACGGCGCUGGUGAGGCAACAUACGCAUGCCUUCGUCAUGACUGAUAGUCAGCCUCCUCACCGACCCUCCCUCGCUCGCUCGCUAAGCACACUAGCGCAGUCAGUCAGUCACUAAGUUGGCUUGUGGGGCAAACCAACACACACCUGGGACUAUCCAAGAUGAAUCUGCUGUCUACAUUAUCUGCAUUAUUAGGCAAGAAUUCUCAAUAACACCACUCAUGCAGAGACGCUUAGACAUGUCCAACUCUAGGUAAAGCUAAGAUAGGAAUAGUUUAACUGAAUUAGAAAAUAGGUCAAAUUUAUAUCCCAUGAGUGAUGUUUUUUGUGAAGUCGUAGGAUUCUCUCAUCAUUUAACUAUCAAAAGAUUGCAAACAUGUUGACAAAAAUAAUGAAAUUGUAGUGAGUCCCUAACACUUGUUGGUUUUCCAUCACAGCUCGAUUAGUCCUGUGUGGACAAGCUAACAUUGCAUCACUCUGCAGCAAGCAUCUGUUAUCAUCUGUUAUUGACUUCUUUGUCUCUUUUUAUCAUUGCUCUGAUCAGUGUUGAAAUGUUUAUCCACAAGACUGUCGUUUGUGUGCCGCCCACGUGGAACUUACGUUUGAGCAAGUGGUGCUUGUAUACUUGCUUCUUGGGACCUACACUUGAUUGUAUGUAUUUAUACUCGAUCCAUCUCAAGUGUGCAAGAAGUCUCGCCCAGGUGCUGCAUCUGCACUUUCCCCAUUGACUUUAUCAUAUUCCAGGCCUUGGUAAUCAUUGUGAUUAAUAUGCUUGAGAUGGGUAAGACAAUUGGAUUAAGGGCAGGUAUGGCCAGUGGAAUAAGGCACUGCUGCUAACUUGGGCCAGGAUGGAGGAUGCAGGCGCGACUGUUCAAUCCUUGGAGCAUUGAAGCACUUGUAUUAUAGUGUUUUUAGGUUUCAUUUUUUUUUUUUUUUGUGAUAAUUGUGUAUUUGUGAAUUUUUCUCUUAAGGUAAGAAUCUGUUUAGUUAAUAAGGUAAGAGGCUGUUUAGUUUAGACAUGGUAGUUCUUCACAAAAGCACUGUUGGAAUUUUAUCCUACCUAUACAGAUGUUAACAGCAGGUUAGUCCAUUUAUAUAAUUUUUUUGCAAGUUGUACAAAUGACUUUGUAAAUUGUUGAAAGGGAGAUCCCAUUAGCAGCCGUAAGUACUUUUUUGUAUUUAUAAUUGUCAUCAUAUUGCUAUGAGGAAUCUAGUGACUUAACUAUCAGCUUUGUUCAAAAUAAUCACCUGUUUAUUGUAUGUUGUGAAAUAAAUAGUAAGUUGUCAA